UGAGAAGGAAAAGACCUAACAUCUUAGCAGCAGCGUCUUAGGCUUGCGGCAGAGUGUGGGAAUGGAAGGGUUGAAGGUGUCGAAAGCUAACUUAGUAGUAUACAUUCACCCUUCACAAAGCAAACAAGUUUCCCAAGCGGUUCUACGCCAACUAAGCUCUUUACUCUUCACGUACGCUUCCAAACUCCAUCCAAACGUCAUCGUUUCGCACCUCUUCAUCAACCUCACCGUUCUUUUCUUUUUCUGUCGUUGCAGCUUCUGCGAAACCUUCGACGGCGUCGUUUUGGCUUACGAUGUCAACUCGCUCGACAAGUGCGCCAAGAUUCUCCCCGGUGUUCAUCCUUACUUUGGCGUUAAACUCAAAGUCAAUUUGUUACUCUUUUCUCCCAAGCCAAACACGCUUUUAGAAGGGAAAGUAGUUAAACUUACCCAAGAGUCCAUUCAUGUUGUUGUGCUUGGCUUUUCUUCUGCGAUUAUAGCCGACAAAGACAUUAGGGAAGAGUUCGUGUAUAAAACUAAACGAGGGCAAGAUGUUUAUGCGAGUAGAUCCCACAAGCGGCACGUGAUAAAGGUCGGAACCAUGAUACGGUUUUUAGUCAAGAGCUUUGAUGAAGAAAUACUUCAUGUUUGUGGAUCCCUGGUUCCCAAUCACACAGGCAGCAUUUAUUGGUUGGAUAAGAACUUGGAAGUCGUUUCCCAUACUGACAGGAAUGAAAAGAAGAGAAAAGGCAAGGGAGACCCAAUAAUGCUAGGGCAAGAUGCUGUGGAUGGGGAACCAUUGACAUUGGAUACUGUCCAAAAAAUAAAAAAUUCAAAAAAGCAAAAAAACUGGGAAGAAUCUUGAAUGUAGCAUUGGAAUCUUAUUUUGUAAUGCAAUUUAUGUUCACAGGAGAAUCACCAGGGAAAACAAAUUGGCAUAUCUUCAUUGAUGGGGGAUCCUUCGGCCUUUAGAAUUCUGAAGGGUUCUCUAUGUUGCCUUGGACAUGGGUGCACUUUUUGUUUCAUUUCGAUCAUAAUUCUUUCAGAAUCUUUACGAUGAUAAUUUGAGGAACCCUGCUUGUAAUUUUAAUGUAUGAUUGAGAAACCUUAGAAGGUUGCUUUUGGGGUACAAGGCCUUAGUGCAUUUUCUGUUUAGGAAUGCAGGUAUGUAGUCUUUUCCUUUUAGUAAUAGCGUUAAUUCUUUAGGAAGUGAGACCUAAAAUUGUAUAUCACUGGCCUCAUAAUUAGGAAAACAUGGCAAGAAUGGUGAUUACUGACUUUUUGUAUUAAAAGGUUGCUUAUUUUUCUUAGUUUGAUGACAUUAUAUGGUUAUAUACUGAAAUGAUCUUCAAAGUUU
Messenger RNA from Abrus precatorius (Indian licorice), 1336 nucleotides. RefSeq lists its product as uncharacterized. Gene Ontology annotation, biological process: DNA-templated transcription initiation. The record is from RefSeq and is a predicted model, not a curated record. Bases 62 to 844 code for a protein of 260 amino acids. Gene Ontology annotation, cellular component: RNA polymerase I complex. The transcript is spliced from 6 exons. Lineage: Eukaryota; Viridiplantae; Streptophyta; Magnoliopsida; Fabales; Fabaceae.